Molecule: messenger RNA, 1093 nt
Organism: Alternaria rosae
Lineage: Eukaryota; Fungi; Ascomycota; Dothideomycetes; Pleosporales; Pleosporaceae
Exons: 2
Coding region: 207-1010 (267 amino acids)
Source: RefSeq, a predicted model, not a curated record
CAACAGUCCGCGCCUACACUGAAGCCCAUACAAUGCCUGACUUGAGUAGUGAAAGCGCCGUGAAAGCUCGAUGUACUCGAAACGAUAGAUCUCAUCAUUCUUCCGGUGCUUAUCGAUUACUGGGUAGUUGAUUGUCCGAUUACCGCUUACCUUCAUAGCUCAUCUCAAGCAUUACCCCAACUCAGACGAGACAUAUUACGGGCACCAUGAAGACAUCCAAGUAUGCGCCAAAGACGCCUGCUGAGAGUCUGGCACAAUCGAAAGCCGAGAAGCUCAAGCAGGACAAAGAUCGCGUCACGCGUCUGCUAGGGCGCGUCCGCUGGAAGGCCGAGAUGCUUAUGGUGUCCUACUUUCGUACUAUGGAGAUCGUACAGGCAACUGCACAGGAGAAUGAGUACCACCAAUCUCAACACGCAAUGGGAAGCGGCGCAUCGAGUAAACAAGCCGAAUCCAUGUUUAAAGUCGACUUCUUCGAGUUCUACACGCUGCUCGAGCGCUACAUCACAGACUGUCUCGCCAUCUUCGGUGUUUCCGUCUCCGCCUCUGCGCCGCGCACAAACUUCAACGCCCUACGUUACGAAACCAAUCCCGAUCUGCAUCGAACGCGACCGAUGGCUUCACAUGCCUUUCACGCGAACCUUCUAGAAGCUUUAGAUGACGAGAAAAGUCCAUUGGCAGGGUCGUUGGGUCUACAGGACGUUCGUGUGCAACUGGGCAUUGCGAAGGAGUACCGUAAUGCGUGGAAAGAUGCUGAUAGCAAGGCGAACGUAUCCAACGGCGACGCGCGCGCGAAUAUGUCGCUUCAGGACUUACGACUAGAGCAUAUGUUGCGCAAUAUCAUUGGUGGAUGUGGCCUUGCUCACGAAGCAGUGCAGCAGCAUUCCGAUGGUACUAUGAACGGUGCUUUGACCAGUCGGGACUUCGAGCCUAAGACGACGUACGGAUACACAAGCAUGGAGAUUGAAGAUACGCCUUUUGAAUAUAUGGACGACGCUAUGGAUCUCGACUGAGGUAAACGACUGACAUGUAGUGUCAUUAGUGGAGGGAUAUAAUUGCAUAGUACCAUGAUACUUGGCCAUUGCUACAGCCGGUC